CUAACGUCCAUGGUUAUGGAGAAUAAAGACGUGCGCCCCAAGGUAACAUCGAAACUAACUCCCGGUCAAGACAAGGUCGAAAGCCAAGCGGCCGCACCAAAAUUCCUUCACGGGCCGAUCCCUGACGAGGCUGAUUUGCAGUGUACAUUUUAUAUCGUAGCUGAGAUCCUAUCGCUCACUUUUGGGCCACCCAAAAAAUGAUUCACUAAACAAAAGCAACCGAUUUUUGUUUUAUAAUAGCCACAACAGACCACGAGGGACGAAAACACGCAGAUGGAGAAAACCACCACAAAAAUGCGCAGACUUCCCCCCUUCACCAGCCUUAUGGGCGCAAACCCAUCCCUGGACAGCCAGCACUGCUUUGAGACGUCCUGGCUCCUCCCACCACUAGCCUACGCCAUUUUCCGCGGUGCGAUCGCGCUCUACAUCUUCGUGACCAUCUUCUUCAUCUGGGGCUGGGAUGGCACUCAUGGCAACCGCGCAGCUAUCGGCCAAUCCUUCAGCUACUUCACCUGGCUGACAUACUGGGGUCUGGGCUUCUACCACAUUUUCGCAUGCAUCCACACCACCUUCUAUGCGCUGACCGGUCGCUCGGUGCUCUUCGAUCGCUGGCCCCGUAGCCUACGCGCCCUCCACAGUCUCUAUUAUACGACCAUCACGACGUUCCCAUUCCUCGUGACGAUCGUUUUCUGGGCGAUUCUGCAUCCGUCUUGGUUCAACGUGACCUUUAAUGCAUGGUCAAAUCUCUCCCAACACGGCCUCAACUCCCUCUACGCCCUUCUGGAAAUCAUCCUCCCGGCUACUAAUCCGCACCCGCUGAUGACGUUCCCGUUCCUCGUGUUUCUGCUCCUCCUAUACGUCUCUCUUGCCUAUCUGACGUAUCAUACUCAGGGAUUCUACACGUAUUCCUUCUUGGAUCCUGGUGAGCAUGGGGAGAAGAGUGGCAAGGUCACUGCUUAUUGUUUCAUCAUUCUUGCGGCGAUUGUGAUUAUCUUUGGCAUAACCUGGGGUGUUAUUUGGUUGAGAAGGAAGUUGACGGGGGGUAAGGUGAAGCGGUCGAAGUUUGAUCAUGAGAGGCCGAUUGAGAUGCGGGAGGCUGAGGUCUAGGACAAAUGGUUGAUAAUUCGUAAAGAUGGGGUAAUCUGUUUUAAUUCCUAAUGUUUAGUCCAUAGGUAUAUUAUGGUAUUUGCUAGGGACGGAGUUGACGCAUGAUGUAUACAUAUGCGAA
This is a messenger RNA of Aspergillus pseudotamarii, 1228 nucleotides long. RefSeq lists its product as uncharacterized. The record is from RefSeq and is a predicted model, not a curated record. The transcript has 2 exons. Lineage: Eukaryota; Fungi; Ascomycota; Eurotiomycetes; Eurotiales; Aspergillaceae. The coding region runs from base 274 to 1107 and encodes 277 amino acids. Gene Ontology annotation, cellular component: membrane.